CAAAGCUUAAGAAAUAAAAGAAAAAGCCCUCCCCUCCUCUUUCUUUCUCCAUCUUUCUCUCUAUACCUGUGUGAGUGAGCCUCUGCUUGCUUCACCUUCUCCCAGAAGAUAGAGAGAAAAGAGGAGAGAGUGACCGGACUGCAACAUCUUAGAGGAGCGCAGGGCUCCAUAGUUUCCGCUGUGACUCGAUUCAUGGAUUAUCCUCUCUUUACUUUCCAUCUCAUCGGCGGUCGCUUCGUUACCACGGCAUCCGAUUAGAAAGAAACAGGGUGGAGAGGAGUGAGAAAGGAAACGAUCGAGAAUUGAUUCGAAAAAUCUCUCACCAACUCUCUUUUGACACUGGCGGACCUCAGAGGAACCUUAUCGUUCCUUUUUUCUUCAAUUUCUUCACGCCGCACGUAUCAAUUCGAUUUCAAAUCUAAGAAGAAGAAGAGAAUAGGAUUUUACCGUGUGAACAUGCUUUGGAUUAUGAAAUUCUCAGGGUUUUUCUCCGCAGCAAUGGUGUUGAUUGUUCUCUCACCGUCACUGCAGUCAUUUCCACCGGCUGAAGCCAUUAGAUCCUCUAAUCUUGAUAACUCUCUCCGAUUUUCUGGUCAAAUCACUUCCAUUGAUUCGCUCAACCGAUUCUCUUUCCGAAAAGCAUCCACAUUCCACAAUGCCGCUGAAUGCGGUUCUAAACAAUUGGGGAAAAUUGGUGUUUGUGAUCCAUCUCUUGUUCAUGUUGCGAUUACUCUCGAUGUUGAGUAUCUUCGGGGCUCAAUCGCAGCCGUACAUUCCAUUUUAAAACAUUCUAAAUGUCCUGAGAGUGUAUUCUUUCAUUUCCUGGUCUCGGAGACCAAUCUCGAAACCCUAGUUCGAUCCACUUUCCCUCAGUUGAAGUUUAAGGUCUAUUACUUCGAUCCGGAUAGAGUACGCAAUCUGAUCUCCACCUCUGUGAGGCAAGCGCUUGAACAGCCUUUAAACUACGCCAGAAAUUACUUGGCGGAUCUACUUGAGCCCUGUGUUCGAAGAGUUAUAUACUUGGAUUCUGAUCUCGUAGUGGUCGAUGAUAUUUCGAAGCUGUGGACUACAAGCUUGGGGAAGAAGACCAUCGGAGCACCGGAGUACUGUCACGCCAACUUCACAAAGUAUUUCACGGAUAAUUUCUGGUUGGAUAGGAAGUUUUCAGGCAUAUUCACCGGCCGGAAUCCUUGCUAUUUUAACACCGGCGUGAUGGUCAUAGAUCUGGUGAAGUGGAGACGGUUCGGAUACACAAAACGGAUUGAGAGGUGGAUGGAGAUCCAGAAGACUUAUCGGAUCUACGAGCUCGGGUCGUUGCCGCCGUUUCUUCUAGUCUUCGGUGGACACGUGGCGCCCAUCGGCCACCGGUGGAACCAACAUGGCUUGGGAGGCGAUAACGUUAGAGGCAGUUGUCGUGACCUGCAUCCAGGUCCAGUGAGCCUCCUGCAUUGGAGUGGUAGUGGCAAGCCUUGGCUUAGACUAGACUCGAAGCAACCGUGCCCACUCGACUCUUUAUGGGCACUGUAUGACCUGUUCGGACACUCGACCUGAACCAAUUGUGCGCUGGACUCUCUCGCCGGUAAAUUUCUCCAGUGACUUUUGUUCCCUAUGUUGUCUCGUUAUCUUCAUUUUUCCAUUUUGUUUCUUUAAUUUUUUCCCUUGUAUCUCCUCCUCUGGUUAUUUUUGCUGAUUUUGAUUUUUUUUCUCUUUUGAUUAACUCAUCAUCAUCAUCAUCAUCAUUUUAGGUGAUUUGUACUCUAUUCUAUUGUUCUUGUCUUUUGAAAAUAAACAGAAAAUAGAAAAUUGAAUUGAAACUAUUGUCAUUUGGCGUUGCUCAGUCCCCGUGUCUGGUAGAUUUAGCUGGGCAUUGCUUCAUUGAAUAUGGUGAAAGUUCGAUUAGGGCAAAAGUACUCUGCCAAGAACA
This is a messenger RNA of Ilex paraguariensis (yerba mate), 1924 nucleotides long. The record is from the annotation of a GenBank genome assembly. NCBI's taxonomy places the organism in Eukaryota, Viridiplantae, Streptophyta, Magnoliopsida, Aquifoliales, Aquifoliaceae.